Molecule: messenger RNA, 5029 nt
Organism: Gasterosteus aculeatus aculeatus (three-spined stickleback)
Lineage: Eukaryota; Metazoa; Chordata; Actinopteri; Perciformes; Gasterosteidae
Gene: valopa
Product: vertebrate ancient long opsin a
Biological process (GO): visual perception; G protein-coupled receptor signaling pathway
Cellular component (GO): membrane
Molecular function (GO): G protein-coupled receptor activity
Source: RefSeq, a predicted model, not a curated record
AGAUGCCACCGAUCGGUCAUUCGUGCGCUCGCUGUCAGCGCCUUUUCAAGACAUCGCCUGUGCCCGCGCCGCGUGCUGCGCGCCACGCACCGAGAUCCACGCUUUACAAACGGCUCUUCACAAACGUGUUUUGCGGCAGGUUUCUCAACUCCGGUGCGCCAACAUGCGCUCCGGCAAACGCGGAUCACCAAACAGAAACUUUGCGAGCGCCCGGUGCCAAGGCGCACGGGAAGCGGCGCGCCGCGUGUAGCGCGAGCGCCGCCGUGAAGGAGGUUGACCGCGUGAAGUUGUGUGUGUGAGGGGAAGGCGAUCGGUUAGGCGAGGCGGCCGACUCCGUGGGCAUGGACAAUGGAUACUUUAAGCCUGUCAGUCAACGCCGUGUCCCACACCGUGGCAGCCGAACUGCCCGCCACCAGUGAUCCGUUCAAUGGACCCAUCAAGAACAUCGCGCCGUGGAACUUCACCAUCCUGGCCGUGCUCAUGUUUGUGGUCACCUCGUUGUCCCUGAGCGAAAACUUCCUCGUCAUGUUUGUCACCUUCAAGUACAAACAACUCAGACAGCCCCUGAACUAUAUCAUAGUUAAUUUGGCCAUCGCAGACUUCCUGGUCUCUCUCACCGGUGGAGUAAUAAGUUUCCUGACAAACGCUCGGGGUUAUUUCUUCCUUGGGAAGGGCGCUUGCGUUUUGGAGGGGUUUGCUGUUACUUUUUUCGGGAUCGUGGCCCUGUGGUCUCUCGCCGUCCUGUCGUUCGAGCGUUUCUUCGUGAUCUGCCGGCCUCUGGGGAACAUCCGACUGCAACCGAAACAUGCCAUCCUGGGUCUGCUGUUCGUCUGGACCUUCUCCUUCAUCUGGACCUUCCCGCCAGUGCUGGGCUGGAACAGAUACACCAUAAGCAAGAUCGGAACCACCUGUGAGCCCGACUGGUAUUCAACAAACAUGAUCGACCACAGCUACAUCAUCACUUUCUUCGCCACCUGCUUCAUUCUGCCUCUCGGAGUGAUAUUCUUCUGCUAUGGAAAGCUGCUGCGGAAGCUCAGGAAGGUGUCACACGGUCGACUGGCCACUGCCAAGAAGCCAGAGAGGCAGGUGACCCGGAUGGUGGUGGUGAUGAUCGUGGCAUUCAUGGUGGGCUGGACGCCGUACGCAGUCUUCUCCCUGUUGGUCACAUCCCACCCGUCCAUCAAACUUGACCCCAGGCUGGCUUCCAUCCCCGCCUUCUUUUCGAAGACAGCUGCUGUCUACAACCCGAUAAUCUACGUCUUCAUGAACAAGCAGUUCAGGAAGUGCCUAAUCCAGCUCUUCAGUGGCAGAGGAACCAUCCCAGAUGGCCACCUGGACCCGACCUCAGAGCGACCUGGAAUGAGUCAAACGGGAGAAAUGUCAGCUAUUGCGACGCGCAUCCCCAUGAGCAGCACCGUGUCGCCCAGGUCUGACGAUUCUCCAACCGACUGUGUCUCGUUUGCCCAGCUGCCCAUCCCAGAGAACAAAGUGUGUCCAAUGUGAGGGGGAAAACGCAUCCCGAUAGCUUUUCCUCUAACAACCCCCCCCCCCAGAGUCCACGUUAGCCAGCUGCACAGCCAUACAUAUACAUUUCCUGGGGAGCCGUGACACCGUGGUGUUGAGAACAGUCAGCUUUUGAAAGGUGUAACUGUUUAAUUCAUUUAUUACAGACACAAAAUAUCAAACUCUAGAAAAAAGUUUUUUGUUAACCAGCAUGAUGGUUUGUUGAAUGUUAGAAAAAAGCACAACAGAGGGUGUAAAAAGGAAAAGCUAGAAACAGGAAUACUCAGAACUGUCUGUUGAGUCGUUGGAGACUCGGAUGUCAUCGCACACCUCACAUUAGAGGACACUUGAUUCAACUUGAUUCGCGUCUCCCUUCAAAAAAAGUGACAGAAGUCGGCUGAAAAAAAGCCAAACCCUGACAUCAGUUAGCUGAAGGCUAGCCAGUCUUUCAAAUACCAAAAUGCAUCCAGCCCUUCAUCCCGCCCCGGCCCUCUCCUUUGAAGCCCCGUGACGGGCUCUGCAGAGAAAGCGUUGUUUUUCUUUGCAGUUUCAGUGCUUGGCUUUUGCGGCGCAUCUUCAUUCAUCUCCGCUCGUCAAGAGGAUGCAGCGGACUUCUACAUUGGGACACUCUUACUUUAGUUUAGAGUUGGGGACAGAGCUUACAUCUCAUAGUGUAGGUCAAUGGGACUUGGAGAUGCCGGUCUCCUGUUGCCUCAGCUGCAGAUGGAGCACGACAACAUAUUUAUGAAGUAUGCCAGCAGGGGAUCAACAAGCACACACACACACACACACGCACAGCUGUAAGCGACAUACAGACACACACACACACACACACACACAGAUUGCAGUUCACUGCCUGUAUUGCAAUACGCUGUGCAAAGGCGCUGGGAUGAUACGAUGCACCAAUAAAUAUGCGAGCACAAAAGCGGCUUAGCCAAGCAGCCAUGUACGAAGGCGAUGAAUAUUGUCAUCAUAAGCACAGGUCUACAGCAAUAUUAAAGCUAACUGCUGUCACAAAGUCGGACAGUAGAUGUAGUGCGUCAAAAUGUCUUCUUGUGUUUGUGGUGCAUGUUUAUCACUAUUACUGGAUAUAUGUCAAAACACCGUUGUACUCUCUUCUAUGCUGCAGUGAUUCACCAUGUUAAAAAUGUCAAAAAUGUACUGAGUGUGUUUUACAAUCACGCGUGGCCCUGAACCGACGUCACUCCCAACCUGUUAAACAUGGCGGCUCAGUCAUUGGCCUCGUGCCGCAAACUACGGUGCCCUGCGUGGCCGUGGUUUUGGUGGAAGAGAAGGAUAAAGUUACAUAUACGUACGUCUGUAGUGUAAAGAGGGAAAAUUCUACCAGCAGCCGGGUGAAACCAAAAGGCAACAGUGACUUAGCAACACCGUUGCAUACAUAACGAAGCCCACCUAAAAGGCCACUAACGUCCUGAACGUAACGCAGCGUACUUAAAUACAGAACAGGGGUCGUAGCCAGAACAUGACCCAUCUGUGAAAGUGAUUUACGGCAGGAGCACCGACAAUGCCGCAGUUUUAAGCGCGGAGCCACUGACCAAACUGCUGUGAUUGACAUGUUGUGAGUGACAGCCUGGUAGGAGCAAAAAUGUUGUAUAUGUGCCAAAUCAACUGUUAUGCCUUGAUAUAAUUACCAUAAGAUGACACCAUUAUGACCACUGGCAGGACGGCUCAUAUCGCACUCGUUUUUUUUCCAAUUAAGAACAGCUUUUUCAUGAAACUUGUUUAGUUUUCACACUGGAGCUAAAAGCGGGAUUAAUCCACACGUUUUUGUUGGGGAUUGAAGGGGCGGCGCUGUGGUGGUUUGUCUGUGUUCUGCCCGCGUCCGCGUGGGUUUUCUCCCACGGCCCAGAGACGAGCUCUGGGGAUUACGUUGAUUGGAAACUGUGAAUUUCCCAUUGGUGUGUGGAUGGUUGUUUGUCUCUGUGUCCGCCCUGAGAGCUGUUGUGGCGUAUAGUCUCAGUAUCACUGCUCAUCACGUAUGUGUGGUUCAGGAUCCCUGCUGUCUAUUUCAGCAGCAGCAUCAAAUGGUAGAUUCCCACCACCAAUGAUAUUUGGACCCAAGUUAAUAAGUCUGGCAGAAACACAAUUUGAAACAAAAUCCAAUUUGCCGAAAUUAAAUAUUUGUUAUUUAGGCAAAAUAAGCUUCAUCUGCCAUAACCAGUCAAAUCCUAUUUUAUGGCUAAAGUAACCCAAAUUCAUAGCAAACAAAAUUAUAUAAAAUGUGUUUUGUUGCUGGUUAUAUACUUGCGAUUUUCUCACGAUUUUAAUGGUGACGAUACCAAUGUUUCAACUUGAAAUACUUUAUAGACGCUUUUCACAGCAGUUAUUUGGCCCUCGCAGGGAAACCAGGGCUAUAAUUAAAAUGUUCCAUUUAGGUGGGCGAGGACGCUGGUAUUGUGCCCGCUGACUCACUGGAGUGACACCAAAGAGAAUUGAACUGUGAUUCAUUUGAUCUUUUACACCUGUGUUGAAUGCGAGGAAGUGGAAAUUACUGCUGUAAAAAGGGCCCCGUCCCCGGGUUGUCACGAUUUGGUGUUUGCAAAAGUAAAAGAAAAGAACACUAGUGUUAUUGCGCCAAAUUGCUAAAUUUCAGUAAUGUUGGGCCCAUAUUGUUCGUCAAUGUUUUCCCUCUGUAAUAAUAUUAUCUGAAUUGUUUUAGGGAGACAGGAAAAGGUGAAAUGUAAGAGUGAAAAUGAUGUAUACUUCUAAGGUUUUGCACGUCUGCAGUAAGGUCAAAUAAGUGUCUUGUCAUAAAUGUCAAACCUUACUUUUUGCAGGGAUGGCUGUUCUGUUAAAGCAUAUCAAUGCGUGGACAUGUGCUCGGGUAAACUGGCUCAUGUUUGCAGAUCUCCCACUGAGCCGAGAGCUUCAUACGGAAAAAAUACACGCGGCAUCGCGAAGCCAGCUGAGAAAAAGAUGGGAACGCUCUGAGCUUUGUAGUCAUACAUUCACUUUAUAGUCAUACAUUGGUUCAACAAAUAAAACUAAAUCUAACAGUGUAAUCCAGCAACAAAAGAUGUUUUGCAUGUGUGUGACCACAGUGCUGACACGCAACCAUUAACAUCACUACUGGUCAGCGACUCAUACUAUCUAUACACAUGGACUUCAGCAGCACCUAUCCAAACUACUUACACACACACACACACACACACACACAGUCCUGUUUACAGGCCAGGAUACAGUCGCAUUUAGAAAGUAGUGACUUUCCCUUGAACAUCAGACAGGAUAUAAAUCAAACAGACCUGCUAGUGCCAGAUUUUGGUGUGCAGUGCAUGCUGAUACCCGUAUAGACGGGCUGAAGCUCCUACUUCUCACCUCCCAACCCUGAAUAUCAAGCCAUGCCACUUGCUUGUUGUGUUGUGCUUACGAUGGCAUGCGGAGGAUUGUUGUGUUGUAUGUUUUUGUGCAGUGAGUGCUUUGUCUUGAUUUACAUGGGUUUAAAGGUCAUAGAUGCACGCUGGUACCGUAAACGUCUUCAUUAAAGUCUAUUUUAUUUUGAAAAUCA